Thrips palmi is the source of this 2159-nucleotide messenger RNA. RefSeq lists its product as uncharacterized. Gene Ontology annotation, molecular function: carbohydrate binding. Gene Ontology annotation, cellular component: external side of plasma membrane. The transcript is spliced from 5 exons. The record is from RefSeq and is a predicted model, not a curated record. Gene Ontology annotation, biological process: biological process involved in interspecies interaction between organisms. Bases 57 to 1103 code for a protein of 348 amino acids. Lineage: Eukaryota; Metazoa; Arthropoda; Insecta; Thysanoptera; Thripidae.
UCCGCGACCAGAAGCCCAGCACGACGGACGCACGCACCGCAACGCACUGCAUCGCCAUGGCCAGGAGCAGCAGCAUCGUGUGCGCCAUCGUCGCCCUCAGCGCCCUCGGCACGCUGGCGCUGGUACACGGCCAGCGAAUCACGACGAUCCAGCUGGACGGCGUGCAGUACUUCGUGAGCCGCAUGAACCCCUACUCGCCCGAGCUCAACUACUUCCUGGCCUACCAGUACUGCCGCUCGCUGGGCCUGCAGCUCACCUCCUUCGAGUCCAAGGAGAAGUCGGACUCCAUCACGCAGUACCUCCGGAACGCCGGCUACAACCAGUACGACUUCUGGACGUCCGGCAACCGCCUGGGCACCGACAUGUUCCUGUGGAUGAGCACGGGGCUGCCCUUCAACGCCACCUUCGACCUGAUGAACGUGCCCGCCGACGAGGCGGCCGCCCAGCCCCAGGACGCCGUCGUCAUGACCAGUGAGCAGCCCGCGCCCCUCCUGCGACGCCACGGCUCCGCCCGCCAGAGCAAGAGCGGCCCCAGCAGCGGCUGCGUGGCCCUCAAGGCCCCCGACCUGCACUGGGCCGUGGACGACUGCACGAGCGUCAAGGACUUCAUCUGCGAGCAGACGCGCUGCUACUACUACAACUACGGCUCCAUCCCCGUGUCCUCCUCACAGGGCCGGAACAGCAAGGACCGCCCCCUGCCCGUCAGCACGACCACCACAACGACCACCAUCGCGCCCACCACGUCCACCACCGAGGCCGUCCUGCUGGACCACGAGGCCGGCAACGAGGUGCCCGCCGAGGAGGCGCCGGCCGACGACGACGCGGCCACCGUGCCGCCCGCCGCGGCCGAGGCCGCCGAGGACGCCGUCGACGAGAGCCAGCCCGACAACAGCGUCCUGGCCGGCACCGACGCGCCGCCGCAGCCCACCGACGUCCCCGCCGCCUCCGGCCGCGCCCGCGGCAAGUUCCUGGAGCAGCCCGCCGCGCCCGGAGGCCCCACCGCAGGCCCCGCCGCCGGGCCCGGCCUCGGCUGGGGCUGGCCCGCCAACAUCAAGCUCGAGAUCCCCGUGCCGCGGCGCGUGAGCGGCGGCGGCGCCAACUGAGGCACUCGGUGAAGGACUCGGCCUAUGCCCCAGGAACACCGGCGCGCCAGCCAGUCGCACCCUCCUCAAGGAUUCCAGAAAAUCGAAAAAAUAGCUCACGCAACUUUCGGCUCCAACUCGAAAUCUAGUAACUUUCCGGCCGAUCGCCUGGAAGGCCGCUAAUUAGCACAGCAGGCCCCGGGCGCAAGACUGCGGCCUUCCGAAGGCAGUUCCCACAGGAACACACACAAGUGCCCUGAAAACGAGGAGGAAAACAACAAAAAAACUGGACGAAACGCGACUCUGGCACGCUCGUGUUCCUCGGACGCCACGCCGCGCCGCGUCACGCUGUGUCACGCUCGUGUCACGCUCGUGUCACGCCGUCUCGCCACGCCGCGCGUCGCGUCUCGGACACGGCCGGCGAACCACGUGCUCGUCGUCUCUGCUGAUCUCACAUUUCAGAAAAAACAAAAACAACGUCAUUUCCCUUUUUUUCAUAUUUUUUUUAGUGUAUUUGUAGCGACGAUUGUUGACCGCAGUGAUGACCGGCACGCACGGUGACUCGUUUAACUGUUUAAGGAUUUCCUGGUGUCACGUGACAGGCCCUAAAGACUGACUCGAUGUUCUCUCCCCUUUUCUCUAUGAUUUUUAUCACUGUAAGGCUCCGCGCUCCGCACGGGACAGCCGUCGUGGCACCCGUUCCCCACUCGCUGCAAGGGCCGACGGCAGACGCGGCCUUCUUGUCCAGCAACGAAAAUAAGAUUCUGCGACGGAAGUCGCCAUGGGCUGUCCUUCGACCGAGCUGCUUCUCCCGAGACCGCCGCCCCUCCGCGGGGGCUGGCGGGUUGUAACUUGUGAUAUCCAUCGACUAGGGAUUAUUUAGAUUCGAAAUAAAUAAAUAAUAGACUAACUUCUCUUUUAAGACUACCUAAGAGUUUCGCGAGAGGCCAAUGGACAGAGACCUUCUUGGUUACGAGAUCGAAGCGACUUUAAUUGUAAGCUCUGCAUUUGCAAAUCAACUCUGUCUGCGUAAGAUUAAGAUAAUUUUUUUUAAAAAAAUACAUGACAUUUCCUGAA